AUGGCGCCACCGCUAUAUGCCGCGGGCAAAAUUUCUGCGUAUCCCUUCGCACUGGGCAUUGCCUCAGGUGAUGUGACCGCCAGCAGCACUGUGUUGUGGACUCGACUUGCGCCGCGCCCACUGGCAAUCAAUGGUGGCAUGCCGGAGCAGGGUGUUGCGGUUCAGUGGGUGCUUUCGCAGACGCCAGAUAUGGCCACCAUCGUCCGGCGUGGUGAAUCCAUGACCCAAUCGGCAUGGGCACAUUCUGUUCACGUCGAAAUAGACGAUCUCGACGCCGGCCGGGAGUAUUGGUACCAGUUUCGCGUGGCGGGCCAUGUAUCGCCCAUCGGUCGUACAAAGACGUUACCUUCGGGUAACAGCGCGAUGAACAGUGCGCGUUUUGUCACCGCAUCCUGCCAGAACUAUACCCACGGACACUUUGUGGCUUAUCGGCAUAUGGUUGCUGACAACCCGGACUUUGUGAUUCACCUCGGCGACUAUAUUUACGAUACCUCGUUUGGCGAGACCUUCCGGCAACACGACACGGAAACAGCACCGACCACGCUGGAUGAUUUCCGUCGCCGGCACGCUCUAUACAAGACGGACCUGGAUCUGCAAAACGCGCAUGCUCAGAUUCCCUUCUUUCUAUCCAUUGAUAAUCAUGAUGCAUUAGAAGAUAACGAUCCAUCUAAGGCACAAAUGCGAGCGGCGGCUUAUCAGGCGUGGUAUGAACAUAUGCCGGUGCGUGGUUACAAGGCGCCGGGAGAUAAUCAUUUUGAUAUUCAUCGUCGGAUCGCGGUGGGCAACCUGGCCCAGAUCAGCAUGCUGGAUUCCAGGCAGUUUCGCGAUACCCGGGAAAUCUGCACUGGGGACUAUGACCCGAGUUAUGGUUUCGGUAACUAUCGGGAACGUUGCCCGGCCGUAUUCGCUGAAGAGCGCACCAUGUUAGGCAAAGCCCAGGAGGAUUGGCUGACCAGUUCCAUCAGCGAAAACUCCAGCACCUGGAAUGUCCUUGCGUCACCAGGUCCCUUCCUGCCGUUUUCUUACCAGCAUAAUGGUCAGGAUUUACGCUACAUUGGUGCCUGGGAUGCUUAUCCUGCUAACCGGCAGCGUGUCAUGGAUGCUUUUACCCGGGCCAGGUCCGGGCAUCCACUGAUUUUGAGCGGAGAUGUGCAUUCAUUCUGGGCGUUGGAUGGCGCUCGCGCAAAGCAGGCAGGUGAACAGUUUCCACUGGUGGAGUUUGUGACUUCAGCCAUCAGCGCCAACUGGCCGCCACCAUUGGCUCAGCCCGUUACAGACAACCUGCCAAAUAACCCGCAAUUGACGUUUUACGAUCCCAUCUAUCGCGGCUACCUGUUGCAUGACGUCACCAGCAAAGCCUGGACAACCUCUGCGCGCGGGGUUGAAGACAUGCGGGACCCCCAGUCAGCAAUCCGUACUCUGGCCAAUUUUAAGGUGUCUCAUGGCAAGCCGGGCUUUCAUCAGGACACCGAGUUGUGA
Molecule: messenger RNA, 1479 nt
Organism: Symbiodinium necroappetens
Lineage: Eukaryota; Dinophyceae; Suessiales; Symbiodiniaceae
Source: the annotation of a GenBank genome assembly